Salvelinus namaycush (lake trout) is the source of this 4239-nucleotide messenger RNA. Its product is annotated as CUB and sushi domain-containing protein 2-like. Bases 1 to 4239 code for a protein of 1412 amino acids. The record is from RefSeq and is a predicted model, not a curated record. Lineage: Eukaryota; Metazoa; Chordata; Actinopteri; Salmoniformes; Salmonidae. The transcript is spliced from 27 exons.
AUGCGGCUCGCAGGGGGUCGGGGGCCCGACUCUGCUCUACAGCUACAGUCAGAUCACUGUGUCGACCCUGGCAUCCCCGUCAACGGCCAACGCCACGGCAACGACUUCUACGUGGGUGCCUUGGUAACGUUCAGCUGUGACGCGGGGUACUCCCUCAGCGACCCGGAACCCCUGGAGUGUGAACCAAACUUCCAGUGGAGUCGACCCCUGCCCAGCUGUGAUGCGUUGUGUGGAGGUUAUAUUCAGGGUAACACCGGUACCAUCCUCUCUCCGGGGUUUCCAGACUUCUAUCCUCACAACCUCAACUGCACCUGGAUGAUAGAGUCCUCCCACGGCAAAGGUGUCCAGUUCACCUUCCAUACAUUCCACUUAGAGUCUCCCCAUGACCACCUGUUGGUGACAGAGAACGGCAGCUUCCCCGAGCCCUUGUGGAGACUAACGGGCUCAACACUGCCCCCCACCCUCAGUGCAGGCCUGUAUGGGAACUACACCGCUCAGAUACGCUUCCUUUCAGACUUCUCUGUCUCCUACGAAGGAUUCAACAUCACCUUCUCAGAGUAUGACCUGGAGCCUUGUGAAGACCCGGGCGUUCCUCCCUACAGUACCCGUAAGGGGUUACAGUUUGGGGUGGGGGACAUGCUCAUAUUCUCCUGUUUCCCUGGUUACCGUCUGGAGGGGCCGGCGAGGGUGACGUGUCUCGGUGGGCGGAGGAGGGUGUGGAGCUCCCCUCUGCCAAGGUGUGUUGCUGAGUGUGGAUCCUCAGUGACUGGCAUGCAGGGAGUGCUGCUGUCUCCUAACUACCCAGGUUACUAUGGGAACCACCACGAGUGUAUCUACUCCAUACAGACCCAGCCAGGCAAGGGCAUCCAGCUCCGAGCACGAGACUUCAGACUGGAGGACGAUGACAUGCUCAAAGUGUUUGAUGGCAGUAGUAACCAGGCUCGUCUGUUGGGUGUGUUCUCUGGGACUGAGCUGCAGGAAAACACUCUCAACUCUACAUCCAGCUCCAUGUGGCUGGAGUUCGUCAGUAACGCAGAGAACACCAGCAAGGGCUUUGAGCUACACUUUACCAGUUUUGAGCUGGUGAAGUGUGAGGACCCGGGUGUUCCUCAGUUUGGUUACAAGAGAGAAGAUAAGGGUCACUUCGCUGGCAGCACCGUGUGUUAUAGCUGUGACCCAGGAUACACCCUGAAGGGACCCCAGAUCCUGACCUGUUUGAGGGGGGAGAGGAGAGCCUGGGAUAGCCCCCUGCCCCUUUGUGUCGCGGAGUGCGGGGGAACCAUCAAGGAUGAGCCUACAGGUCGAAUAUUGUCUCCAGGUUACCCAGCUCCAUAUGAACAUAACCUGCACUGUGUCUGGAGCAUCGAAGCGGCCCCAGGAAGCACUAUAGGUCUCCACUUCCUGGUAUUCCAUACGGAGGAGGUUCACGAUGUGUUGCGUAUCUGGGACGGUCCCCAGGACGGAGGGGUCCUCCUGAGGGAGCUCAGCGGCUCGACCCUUCCUCCUGACGCCCACAGCACCUUCAACGCCGUCAGCCUCCAGUUCACCACCGACUUCUUCACAUCCAAACAGGGCUUCGCUCUGCAGUUCUCUGUGUCUACUGCUACGUCAUGUAAUGACCCAGGUCUGCCCGCCAACGGAACCCGUAGUGGUGACAGCAGGGAGCCUGGAGACCAUGUCCUGUUCUUGUGUGAUCCCGGUUACGUGCUUCAGGGGGCCACCAAGAUCACCUGCACAGAGAUCAACAGCCGCUUCUUCUGGCAGCCUGACCCCCCCACCUGCACAGCUCCGUGUGGGGGGAACCUGACGGGCCCCACUGGGCUGAUCCUGUCCCCAGAGUACCCCGAGCCGUACCCCCACGGGCGGGAGUGUGACUGGACCGUCUCUGUCACCCCUGACUACGUCAUCGCACUCAAUUUCAACCAAUUCAGUCUGGAGCCCAGCUAUGACUUCCUCCACAUCUAUGACGGUCCUGACUCCCUCCACCCUCUGUUGGGGAGUUUCUACGGUACUGACGUCCCCGACCGCAUCGAGAGCAGUUCCAACACUCUCUUCCUCGCCUUCCGCAGCGACGCGUCGCUCAGCAGCAACGGCUUCAUCCUGCAGUACACAGAGAACCCUAGAGAGUCAUGCUUUGAGCCAGGGGUGGUGAGGAACGGUACCAGGGUUGGAGCUCAUCUGAAGCUGGGUUCAACCACCACCUACUACUGUGAUAGUGGAUAUACUCUGGAGGGAGAAGCCACUCUGACCUGCGUCAUGGGGUCAGACAGCAAGCCCUCCUGGAACAAACAAAAACCCAUCUGCAUAGCUCUGUGUGGAGGGCAGUAUUCUGGGCUGGAGGGUGUGGUCUUGUCUCCCGGUUACCCAGGCAACUACAGCAGUGCUCGGACAUGCCUGUACUCGGUGGUCGUGCCCAAAGACUAUGUGGUGUUCAGCCAGUUUGCGUUCUUCCAGACAGCUCUGAACGACGUGGUGGAGGUCAACGAUGGAGCAACGCAGCAUUCCAGAGUCCUCAGCUCCCUGUCUGGAACACACACAGGAGAGUCGCUGCCAUUGGCAACGUCCAAUCAGGUUCUGAUCCGAUUCACCUCCAAAGGCCAUUCCAGCUCCAAAGGAUUCCACCUGGUGUAUCAAGCGGUGCCGAGGACCAGUGCCACCCAGUGCACUUCAGUCCCAGAGCCCAGGAACGGGCGGAGGAUGGGGAACAGCUUUGCUGUGGGAGCCGUGAUCCGCUUUGAGUGUUCCCCUGGAUACGUAUUAGAGGGAUCCGCCGCCAUAGAGUGUCUGACUGUCCCCAACGCCCUGGCUAACUGGAACUCCUCCGUACCCAGCUGUAUAGUUCCAUGUGGAGGUAAUCUGACCCAGCGGACCGGUACCAUCUUGUCUCCUGGCUUUCCUGAGCCCUAUCUCAACAGCCUCAACUGUGUCUGGAAGAUCACGGUCCCAGAAGGAUCAGGAAUACAGAUCCAGGUGAUCAGUUUUGUGACUGAACAGAACUGGGAUUCUCUAGAGGUGUUUGAUGGAGGAGACAACAGUGACACCAUGCUGGGCAGCUUCUCAGGAACGACGGUCCCGGCUCUUCUGAACAGCACGUCCAACCAGCUCUACCUCCACUUCUUCUCUGACAUCAGCGUGUCUGCUGCCGGCUUCAGGCUGGAAUACAAGACGGUCUCUCUGACUAGUUGUCCAGAGCCAGUGGUUCCUAUGAAUGGUAUCAAGGUGGGAGAGAGACUCCACAUGAACAGCGUCAUCUCAUUCCAGUGUGAGCCAGGAUACACAUUACAGGGAAACUCUCACAUCUCCUGCAUGCCAGGGACCGUCAGGCGAUGGAACUACCCACCUCCACUCUGCAUCGCCCAAUGUGGAGGAAUCCAGGAGGAGAUGGAAGGCAUGAUCCUGAGCCCUGGUUUCCCAGGCAACUACCCUAGCAACAGUGACUGUACCUGGCGAAUCUACCUGCCUGUGGGAUACGGAGCCCAUGUCCAGUUCCUCAACUUCUCCACCGAGGCUAACCAUGACUCUCUGGAGAUAAGGAACGGCCCACUGGACACCAGCACUGUGAUUGGUCGAUUCAGUGGACAGGAUGUCCCGCCCUCCCUGCUCACCACCUCCCAUGAGACCACAGUGUAUUUCCAUAGCGACCACUCCCAGAACAGGCCAGGAUUCAGGUUUGAGUACCAGGAAUACUGGAUGAGGAAACCUCCCCCUCCUGUCUCCACCUCCCAACCCCAGAAACCUCCCCCUCCUGUCUCCACCUCCCAACCCCAGAAACCUCCCCCUCCUGACUCUACCUCCCAACCCCAGAAACCUCCCCCUCCUGUCUCCACCUCCCAACCCCAGAAACCUCCCCCUCCUGUCUCCACCUCCCAACCCCAGACACCUCCCCCUCAUGUCUCCACCUCCCAACCCCAGAAACCUCUCCCUCCUGUCUCCACCUCCCAACCCCAGAAACCUCCGCCUCCUGUCUCCACCUCCCAACCCCAGAAACCUCCCCCUCCUGUCUCCAACUCCCAACCCCAGAAACCUCUCCCUCCUGUCUCCACCUCCCAACCCCAGAAACCUCCGCCUCCUGUCUCCACCUCCCAACCCCAGAAACCUCCCCCUCCUGUCUCCAACUCCCAACCCCAGAAACCUCUCCCUCCUGUCUCCACCUCCCAACCCCAGAAAACAGAAAGGGAAAAACCUUUAUCUACAAAGUCACGGUACAAAGGUGCUCAACUUUAUAUUGUGAUUCAGUGA